Acanthocheilonema viteae is the source of this 1578-nucleotide messenger RNA. NCBI's taxonomy places the organism in Eukaryota, Metazoa, Nematoda, Chromadorea, Rhabditida, Onchocercidae. The record is from the annotation of a GenBank genome assembly.
AUGGCAACAACAUUAACCACUUGUUCACAAUGUGUGACUUAUAACGAACAGCUGAAUAACAAAGCAGGCGAAAUUAAGACUUUACAAGAACAUGUUCAAAAAUUGGCUCAUAAGCUGCAGGAUGAAAGCAGGAGAAAGGAAGAAGUGCAGGAACGCCUGAACGACAAGCUGAUCAGAUUAAAUGAUUAUGUCAUCAAAAUUAGAAGCCUUGAGGAACAGUUGCAGUCAGCAAGCGAUCGUCGUAUAGUCGGUGAACUUUCUCGAGCUGAAGUUAACAGUAUCAUUGGUCGAGAUCUAGAGCAUAUUCAUUCACAACUGGUCGAAAAGGAUAUGAAAAUAAUGGAAUUGAAUGAUACAGUACUUGAAAAAGAAAGGCAUAUUAUUGAACUACAAGAAAUGUGUCGUGAACAGGGAGAACUUGUGCAAGCGAAAGCUAAAGCCUUCCAUAUAAUGCAGCAAAAACUACUGGAUUUGGGCACACGAACGACACGUGAGGAUUCAACAGAAACUGAAGCAGCAUAUAUUUUUGAAACUUCAUUUACUCCGUUGUCAUCAUUACAGCAGCCACAGAAGAAUCGACGACAUCAACAUGAUUCUUUUCCACCCGGACACGCUGUUGUACAUUUCAAAAUGGGUAGCUCAGGUUCGCCUCCACCAGUUGAUCCAAGUGAGGAAUGCAGUUCACUAACGCAGGAUAACAGCAAUGUACAGGACGACUUUGAUGCUGAUGAUGGAGGCAAUACAUUCAAGAAGAAGCAUAGGAAGAAAGUGACUUUCGAUUUACCACCUCGGAAAGAAUUCAAAAAUGGCAGCGGUCAAGAAGAGGGUGACAACAUCACACAAGCAAUCAUCGAUGUAACAGCUGAAAAUGACCAGUUGCGACAAACGAUUCAAGAAAUGGAAAAGUGUGCCAGUGAUUCACAAAAUCAUUUGAGCCAGCUCCAAACACAAUUAGAUGAAAUGCGUCGGGAUGGACGGAAUCAGGUGCUGAAAGCGCGUGCCUCUGUGCAGGGAAAAAUUCGUGAUUUGGAAGAUAAAAUUUCUACGAUGAAUAGAGAACACGCUGACAAGGUUGAAUAUUUGAAUGCGAGCAUUGAAACGCUUCGAGCGGAUCGUGAAUGGACGUUAGAAGAAAAUGCUCGCUUGCUGAAACUUCUUAAUUCUUACAAAGAAAAAUUGAACGACGCAUGGGAAGCAAUGAAUGCAAGGCAAGAGGAAAAUAAGGAACUUCGUUUAAAGUUGGACGAUGAUCGAGCUUUAAUUGUCCAGCUGGCUGAUGAUUUAGAAGAAGCACAACAAACAGCGAAUAUUCUCUUAGAACAAAAAAUAUCAGUUCUUGAUGAUGUUGAACGACUGAAAGAAGCUUUAGAAGCUCAGGAUCAGUACAUUGAAUUACUGGAAAAAGAUACAAUGAUAUAUGAAGAACAUGUUGGUUUGCUAAGAGAUUCAUUGGGUGCUUCGAAAGCGGAGCGAAAAGCGCUAAUAAGAUCUAAGGCAUAUGAAACAAAGCUAAAAGCGCUGGAGCAGGAAAAAGAACAAAUGAAUCGAAGAAGCAAUGGCAAGUCAAACUUUUCCUAA